Messenger RNA from Triticum turgidum subsp. durum (durum wheat), 1455 nucleotides. The record is from the annotation of a GenBank genome assembly. NCBI's taxonomy places the organism in Eukaryota, Viridiplantae, Streptophyta, Magnoliopsida, Poales, Poaceae.
AUGUCAAACUUCACACUUACCGUUCCUUCUUCCUUAGCAAUGGCCAGCACCAAACACGUCUUGCUCUUCCCGUUCCCGGCCCAAGGCCACCUCGGGGCGUUCAUGUCCCUCGCCGAACUCCUCCACCGCGCCAUCCCGUCCGCCGCCGUAACUCUGGUCUCCCCCCCUCGAAACGUCGCUGCCCUCUCCGCCACGGCGCCGCCAUGGCUUGCGUUCCACUCGCUCCCCUUCAACCCAGCCGACCACGGCCUGCCGACCCACGCCGAGUCCGCCGACGCCCUCCCCGUCGGGUUCCCCUUGGUCACCCUCUUCGAAGCUUUCGAGGCUCUGCAGCCCGCCUUCGACGGCUACGUGGCCAGCAUGGCCAAGGACGACUCCGUCGUCUCCAUCGUCUCCGACCUGUUCGUCGCGUGGGCCGCCAGCGUCGCGCGGAGGAACGGGUGCUCCCACGCCUUCUUCGCCUCGUGUGGCGCGUUCGGCACGGCCAUCCUGCGCUCACUGUGGGAGAACGUGCCGCUCUCGGUCACCCCCACCGGGCACGUACCCGUGCCCGGGUUCCCCGGCAAGAUCUUCCACAAGACGCAGGUAUCCGAGGUCAUGCUCCGUGCGGACGGCGAGGACCGGGCGUCGGCUUUCUGUCACCGGCAGAUAGCUCACAGCCACGCGACGGACGGGGUGCUCAUCAACACCGUGGAGGAGUUCGAGCCAACGGGGCUGGGCUUGCUACGGAGCAGCCUGCGCGUCCCGGUUUGGCCCAUCGGGCCUCUCAUCCGCGUCGCCGGCGCAAGACCGGCCGCCUCCGCCGACAAAGUGCACGACGGCAUGGUAAGCUGGCUGGACACGCAGCCGCCGGCCUCGGUGCUCUACGUGUCGUUCGGGUCCCAGAACUCCAUCCGGCAGGCGCAGAUGGCGGUGCUGGCAAUGGCGCUGGAGCACGCCGGACGGCCGUUCAUCUGGGCUAUCCGGCCGCCUGUGGGGCUCGCCGUCGCGGCGAGCGAGUGGCUGCCGGAAGGAUUCGAGAAGAGAGCGCGCGACGAGAACAGAGGGCUCGUCAUCCGUGGAUGGGCUCCGCAGGUGACUAUCCUCGCCCAUCGCUCCACGGGCGCGUUCCUCUCGCACUGCGGGUGGAACUCGGUGCUGGAGAGCCUUGUGCACGGCGUGCCGCUCCUCGGAUGGCCGCUCGCCGCCGACCAGUUCUACAACGUGGAGAUGUUGGAGAAGGAGUGCGGCGUGUGCGUGGAGGUGGCGAGGGGGAGCACGGAGAACGCGGCGCCGCCUGAGAUUGACAGGGUGGCGGAGCUGGUCGAGACGGUGAUGGGGCAGACGUCCAAGGCGGCGGAGAUGCGGAGACGGAUGAAGUGCAUCGGCGAGUUGAUGAGAGGCGCAGCUACGGGCGACGUUGGGUCAUCGAAGAAGGCGCUCGAGAGCUUCCUGGGAGCAACGAGGAUGCAUUGA